Molecule: messenger RNA, 9578 nt
Organism: Rhinolophus ferrumequinum (greater horseshoe bat)
Lineage: Eukaryota; Metazoa; Chordata; Mammalia; Chiroptera; Rhinolophidae
Gene: CHD5
Product: chromodomain helicase DNA binding protein 5
Exons: 42
Coding region: 133-5997 (1954 amino acids)
Biological process (GO): negative regulation of transcription by RNA polymerase II; chromatin remodeling
Cellular component (GO): chromatin; NuRD complex; nucleus
Molecular function (GO): ATP binding; ATP hydrolysis activity; histone binding
Source: RefSeq, a predicted model, not a curated record
CAGGCGGCCGCCAUCUUCUCGCCGAGGCCGCCUCGCCCGCCGCGCGCACUAGUCCGGCAGCUCACGGGUUAAGGCUGGCACCGCGCCCGGCGGGAGGGGGGGCGCCCACCUCCCCUCCCCCCCGCGCCGGGCAUGCGGGGCCCACUGGGCACCGAGGAGGAGCUGCCGCGGCUGUUUGCGGACGAGAUGGAGAACGAGGACGAGAUGUCAGAAGAAGAAGAUGGUGGCCUUGAAGCCUUUGAUGACUUUUUCCCUGAGGAGCCCGUGAGCCUUCCCAAGAAGAAGAAAUCCAAGAAGCUCAAGGAGAACAGGUCCAAAGGGAAGCGGAAGAAGAAAGAGGGGAGCCACGAUGAGCUGUCGGAAAAUGAAGAGGACUUGGAAGAGAAGUCGGAGAGUGAGGGCAGCGACUACUCCCCCAACAAAAAGAAGAAGAAGAAACUCAAGGACAAGAAGGAGAAAAAAGCCAAGCGGAAAAAGAAGGGUGAUGACGAGGAUGAUAAUGACGAUGGAUGCCUGAAGGAGCCCAAGUCCUCAGGGCAGCUCAUGGCCGAGUGGGGCCUGGAUGACGUGGACUAUCUCUUCUCGGAGGCUGACUACCACACACUGACCAACUACAAGGCCUUCAGCCAGUUCCUCAGGCCACUCAUCGCCAAGAAGAACCCGAAGAUCCCCAUGUCCAAAAUGAUGACCGUUCUGGGCGCCAAGUGGCGGGAGUUCAGCGCCAACAACCCCUUCAAGGGCAGCUCGGCGGCGGCAGCCGCUGCGGCCGUGGCUGCGGCCGUGGAGACGGUCACCAUCGCCCCUCCACUGGCCGUCAGCCCCCAGCAGGCACCCCAGCCUGUGCCCAUUCGCAAGGCCAAGACCAAGGAGGGCAAGGGGCCUGGGGUGAGGAAGAAGAUCAAGGGCUCCAAGGAUGCCAAGAAAAAGGGCAAGGGGAAAAAGGUGGCCGGGCUCAAGUUCCGCUUCGGAGGGAUCAGCAACAAGAGGAAGAAAGGCUCCUCGAGCGAGGAAGAUGAACGGGAAGAGUCAGACUUCGACAGCGCCAGCAUCCACAGCGCCUCUGUGCGCUCCGAGUGUUCUGCAGCUCUGGGGAAGAAGAGCAAGAGGAGGCGCAAGAAGAAGAGGACUGAUGACGGUGAUGGCUAUGAGACUGACCACCAGGACUACUGUGAGGUGUGCCAGCAGGGAGGGGAAAUCAUCCUGUGUGACACCUGCCCGCGGGCCUACCACCUCGUCUGCCUGGACCCGGAGCUGGAGAAGGCUCCCGAGGGCAAGUGGAGCUGUCCCCACUGUGAGAAGGAGGGGAUUCAGUGGGAGCCGAAGGACGAUGAAGAGGAGGAGGAGGAGGGCGGCUGCGAGGAAGAGGAGGAUGACCACAUGGAGUUCUGCCGAGUGUGCAAGGACGGUGGCGAGUUGCUCUGCUGCGACGCCUGCCCCUCCUCCUACCACCUGCACUGCCUCAACCCGCCACUGCCCGAGAUCCCAAACGGUGAAUGGCUCUGCCCGCGCUGUACUUGUCCCCCACUGAAGGGCAAAGUCCAGCGGAUCCUGCACUGGCGGUGGACGGAGCCCCCGGCCCCCUUCCUGGUAGGGCUGUCAGGGCCCGAAGUGGAGCCCAGCCUCCCGCCACCCAAGCCCCUGGAGGGCCUCCCGGAGAGGGAGUUCUUUGUCAAGUGGGCUGGGCUCUCCUACUGGCACUGCUCCUGGGUGAAGGAGCUACAGCUGGAGCUGUACCACACGGUGAUGUAUCGCAACUACCAAAGAAAGAAUGACAUGGACGAGCCACCACCCUUCGACUAUGGCUCCGGUGACGAGGACAGCAAGAGCGAGAAGAGGAAGAGCAAGGACCCUCUCUAUGCCAAGAUGGAGGAGCGCUUCUACCGCUACGGCAUCAAGCCCGAGUGGAUGAUGAUCCACCGUAUCCUGAACCACAGCUUUGACAAGAAGGGGGACGUGCACUACCUGAUUAAGUGGAAAGACCUGCCGUAUGACCAGUGCACCUGGGAGGUUGACGACAUCGACAUUCCCUACUACGACAACCUGAAGCAAGCCUACUGGGGCCACAGGGAGCUGAUGCUGGGAGAGGACGCCAGGCUGCCCAAGAGGCUGGUCAAGAAGGGCAAGAAGCUCAAGGAUGAUAAACAGGAGAAGCCACCGGACACACCGAUUGUGGAUCCCACGGUCAAGUUUGACAAGCAGCCAUGGUACAUCGACUCCACGGGGGGCACGCUGCACCCAUACCAGCUGGAGGGCCUCAACUGGCUACGCUUCUCCUGGGCCCAGGGCACCGACACCAUCCUGGCUGACGAGAUGGGUCUGGGCAAGACGGUGCAGACCAUCGUCUUCCUCUACUCCCUGUACAAGGAGGGGCACUCCAAGGGGCCCUACCUGGUCAGUGCGCCCCUGUCCACCAUUAUCAACUGGGAACGUGAGUUUGAGAUGUGGGCGCCCGACUUCUAUGUGGUCACCUACACGGGGGACAAGGAGAGCCGCUCUGUGAUCCGGGAGAACGAGUUCUCUUUCGAGGACAACGCUAUUCGCAGCGGGAAGAAGGUAUUCCGCAUGAAGAAAGAAGUACAGAUCAAAUUCCACGUGUUGCUCACGUCCUACGAGCUCAUCACCAUUGACCAGGCCAUCCUGGGCUCCAUCGAGUGGGCCUGCCUCGUGGUGGACGAGGCCCACCGGCUCAAGAACAACCAGUCCAAGUUCUUCAGGGUCUUGAACAGCUACAAGAUCGAUUACAAGCUGCUGCUGACGGGGACGCCCCUGCAGAACAACCUGGAGGAGCUGUUCCAUCUCCUCAACUUCCUGACUCCAGAGCGCUUCAACAACCUGGAGGGUUUCCUGGAGGAGUUUGCUGACAUCUCCAAGGAAGAUCAGAUCAAGAAGCUGCAUGACCUACUGGGGCCGCACAUGCUGAGGCGGCUCAAGGCCGAUGUGUUCAAGAACAUGCCGGCCAAGACCGAGCUCAUCGUCCGCGUGGAGCUGAGUCAGAUGCAGAAGAAGUACUACAAGUUCAUCCUCACGCGGAACUUCGAGGCGCUGAACUCCAAGGGGGGCGGGAACCAGGUGUCGCUACUCAAUAUCAUGAUGGACCUGAAGAAGUGUUGCAACCAUCCCUACCUCUUCCCGGUAGCUGCCGUGGAGGCCCCUGUCUUGCCCAAUGGCUCCUAUGAUGGCAACUCCCUGGUCAAGUCUUCAGGGAAGCUAAUGCUGCUCCAGAAGAUGCUCAAAAAACUGCGGGAUGAAGGGCAUCGUGUGCUCAUCUUCUCCCAGAUGACCAAGAUGUUGGACCUCCUCGAGGACUUCCUGGAGUAUGAGGGUUACAAGUACGAGCGGAUUGAUGGUGGCAUCACAGGAGGCCUCCGGCAAGAGGCGAUCGACAGAUUCAACGCCCCUGGGGCCCAGCAGUUCUGCUUCCUCCUCUCAACCCGGGCGGGCGGCCUGGGCAUCAACUUGGCCACGGCAGACACAGUUAUCAUCUAUGACUCAGACUGGAAUCCGCACAAUGACAUCCAGGCCUUCAGCCGAGCCCACCGCAUCGGGCAGAACAAGAAGGUGAUGAUUUACCGCUUCGUGACGCGGGCCUCAGUGGAGGAGCGCAUCACGCAGGUGGCCAAGCGCAAGAUGAUGCUCACGCACCUGGUGGUGCGGCCUGGCCUCGGCUCCAAGUCGGGCUCCAUGACCAAGCAGGAGCUGGACGACAUCCUCAAGUUUGGCACAGAGGAGCUCUUCAAGGAUGACGUGGAGGGUAUGAUGUCUCAGGGCCAGAGGCCCAUCACGCCCAUCCCUGAUGUCCAGUCCUCCAAAGGGGGCGCGCUGGCUGCCAGCAUGAAGAAAAAGCAUGGCAGCACCCCGCCAGGUGACAACAAGGACGUGGAGGACAGCAGUGUGAUCCACUACGACGACGCGGCCAUCUCCAAGCUGCUGGACCGCAAUCAGGAUGCCACGGACGACACGGAGCUGCAGAACAUGAACGAGUACUUGAGCUCCUUCAAAGUGGCGCAGUACGUGGUGCGCGAGGAGGACGGCGUGGAGGAGGUGGAGCGGGAGAUCAUCAAGCAGGAGGAGAAUGUGGACCCCGACUAUUGGGAGAAGCUGCUCCGGCAUCACUACGAGCAGCAGCAGGAGGACCUGGCCCGCAACCUGGGCAAGGGCAAGCGCAUCCGCAAACAAGUCAACUACAACGACGCCUCCCAGGAGGACCAGGAGUGGCAGGACGAGCUCUCGGACAAUCAGUCUGAAUAUUCCAUUGGCUCUGAGGAUGAGGACGAGGACUUUGAGGAAAGGCCAGAAGGCCAGAGUGGUCGGCGACAAUCCAGGAGGCAGCUGAAGAGUGACAGGGACAAGCCCCUGCCACCUCUUCUUGCCCGCGUUGGUGGCAACAUCGAGGUGCUGGGCUUCAAUGCCCGACAGCGGAAAGCUUUUCUGAAUGCCAUCAUGCGCUGGGGCAUGCCCCCCCAGGACGCCUUCAACUCCCACUGGCUGGUGCGGGACCUUCGAGGAAAGAGCGAGAAGGAAUUUAGAGCCUAUGUGUCCCUCUUCAUGCGGCACCUGUGUGAGCCGGGGGCUGACGGCGCGGAGACCUUCGCGGACGGCGUGCCCCGGGAGGGCCUCUCGCGGCAGCACGUGCUCACUCGCAUCGGAGUCAUGUCACUAGUUAGGAAGAAGGUUCAGGAGUUUGAGCACGUCAAUGGGAAGUAUAGCACCCCGGACUUGAUUCCUGAGGGACCCGAGGGCAAGAAGCCGGGCGAGGCCAUCUCCUCGGAUCCCAACACGCCAGUGCCUGCCAGCCCUGCUCACCUCUUGCCCACCCCACUGGGCCUGCCAGACAAAAUGGAAACCCAGCUGGGCUACAUGGAUGAGAAGGAGCUGGGGGUGCAGAAGCCAAAGAAGCCCCCAGAAAUCCAGGUCCUGCCAACUGCCCUGGACAGAGUGGAAGAUGAGGAAAAACACGAGAGCUCAGAAGGCAAGGAGAGGGCCCGAGAGGAGCGACUGCAGGAGAUGGAGAAGGCCCAGCUGUCCCCAGAGCAGCUGCCAAAAGAAGAGAUGUUUCCAGAGAAGGAGAAAAUUCUGGACAAGCUGGAGCUAAGCUUGAUUCACAGCAGAGGGGAUGACAGCGAUUUCAGGCCAGAUGAUACCAAAGCUGAAGAGAAGGAGCCCAUUGAAACGCAGCAAAAUGGUGACAAAGAGGAAGAUGAAGAGGGGAAGAAGGAAGAUAAGAAUGGAAAGUUCAAAUUCAUGUUCAACAUCGCAGAUGGGGGUUUCACAGAGCUGCACACACUGUGGCAGAAUGAGGAACGUGCCGCUGUGACCUCCGGGAAAAUCUACGACAUCUGGCACCGGCGCCAUGACUACUGGCUGCUGGCAGGCAUUGUGACGCAUGGCUACGCUCGCUGGCAGGACAUCCAGAAUGACCCGAGGUACGUGAUCCUCAACGAGCCGUUCAAGUCUGAGACCCACAAGGGCAACUACCUGGAGAUGAAGAACAAGUUCCUGGCCCGCAGGUUCAAGCUGCUGGAGCAGGCGCUGGUCAUAGAGGAGCAGCUCCGGAGGGCCGCGUACCUCAACAUGACCCAGGACCCCAACCACCCAGCCAUGGCCCUCAAUGCUCGCCUAGCCGAGGUGGAGUGCCUCGCCGAGAGCCACCAGCACUUGUCCAAGGAGUCCCUCGCUGGGAACAAGCCGGCCAACGCUGUCCUGCACAAAGUCUUGAACCAGCUGGAGGAGCUGCUGAGUGACAUGAAGGCGGACGUGACGCGCCUGCCCUCCAUGCUGUCCCGCAUUCCCCCGGUGGCCGCCCGCCUCCAGAUGUCGGAGCGCAGCAUCCUCAGCCGACUGACCAACAGAGCCGGUGACCCCACCAUCCAGCAGGGCUCUUUCGGCUCCUCCCAGAUGUACAACAACAACUUUGGGCCCAACUUCCGGGGCCCUGGACCGGGAGGGAUUGUCAACUACAACCAGAUGCCCCUGGGGCCCUAUGUGACCGAUAUCUAGCCGUCCCCGCGACUCCCCUCUGUUGCAGCGCUCAUUUCCAGCGGAGCCACGCCUGCCGGGUCACUUGCCUGACCCCCACAAGAGAGAAAAGCCUUUUUAGGAGUUGUUGCCACCUUGAGAUGGAAAGGGAAUGCCAUCACCUGGGGCCCGGGACCCGGAAGUGCCACCUCAUCAUAACCCAAGUGUUCCACACAGCGUCACACCCACACCACGGGAUGCGCCCCUGGGCCACCUUUGCCAGAACGACUUCUUAGAGGAGAUUUCAUUUAUUUGUCCAUCUUUUGCACUUUCCUAUUGAAGACUUGAACAAGUUCGUCUUGAUAAAGUUGAGCGAUAUGCGGAGGAGACUCACCUGCAGUGCCACCUCCCUGUCUGUGCACGGGCUCCAACAGGAGGGAAGCUCCUGGAAGCCCUGCUGCUGCUCCUGCACUCGGCCAGCAGGGAGGAUGCAGCGUCUGCCCCGUAGCCCUCGCUGUGUCCCCAGCACCCAGUCCCGUGUGCACUGCCUGACUGCCCUCUGCUCUGCCCCCUGUAUGCAUGGGGCCCCCCAGGGCCAGGCGGGUUGGGGCAGACAGCUGCCUGGCACAAUGGUGGAGACCUGGCUGAUGCCCGGGUCAGAGCAGAGUGUUUAUUCCACCCCCUUCCUGCCAGGGCUGGAGUCAUCAGGUAUGUGCGGUCUCCUUGGGGAGGGGGCUCUGUUGGCACCAGCAUAGGGCCUAUGGCAGGCCCAGGUGUGCUCCUGGAGUGGGGCACGAGCCCUGUGUGUGUGGGUGGCACAGGGGCUGUGAGGCCUUCACCUCGGCCUCCGCCAGGUGGGGUUAUGAACAGGUGGUAGUUAGCAUCUCAGCAGAGAGGUCACAGCAGCACUGAAGAUGGCCCAGAAGCCCCUGGCCCUGCCCUGUGCCCUGGGAUGUCCGUCACACCCACCUCCAGAUACACCCUGCCCCGCGUGGUCUCAUGGGCUGCAGACAUGGAGGAAGCAGGCCACCCCCUGGAGCCUGGACUUCUCCUUGCCCUCCUGUCAGUGGCGAGGCCUGUUGAGGCACUUGCCACCCAGGGCAAGGCCAUAGCUACCCUCGCUGUGCCUUGUGGGGAGCUCUGCUUGGAGGCAGGGGACUGGACCUGAUGGCCUCUCCAUACCUCCCUGCCACAGCACCGCAGGCAUCCUGUCGGCUGUUUGGCUGGGAACAUGGUCUUGGCGCCCCUCCACCCAGCUGGUGGUGCCUUGUAAUGGCCCCAGGUGUGGGGGUGGGGAGAGAGGGCCAGGCCUGGGCCCAUGUCCAAUGCUCCCUCUGGCUCCAGCUCAGCCUGGAAGGGAUUUCCGAGCCUUGGGCUCCCUGGGGGGCGGGGUGUGUGCCCUGGGUAAGAAUCCUGUUUGAGUGACAGGCAAGCUGGGUCUGGGGUUGGAGGUGCCAAGAGGGGCCUGGGCUCAGCUCCCCGGGCCAGGAUUGGAGCCAGGAUUUGGUGGUUCGUCUUGGGACAGUUGGGCGAUUGGCCGGCCCUCAUAGAGCCCUGGAUCUCCUCAUCUGUAAAUGGUUCUUUCUGAACCCUGGAGGGCUGGACCCCCAAGGCCCCUUCCAUCUUGGCAGCCCCACACUCUAUCUUGAUCAAAAUCUCCAAGGCCAACCGAGCCCCGCAAUUGUGUGUGGGUAGAACAGGGAGUGUCUUGGCAGUGGCGUGCAAGUUUCCAGGACAUGCAUGCAGCGGCGGCUGACCCGCCUUCCGGGAAGGGUGGGAUCAUUCCAGUCCAGUGGUUCACGUGCAUGUGUGUCCUUGUCAGUGCCUCCCUGCAAAGGCUCCUGGCUCAGACCACAGGCGAGGUGACUGCCACGAGCCCCCCUGCGCCCAGGGCCCUGAGAAGCUGCCCUCCCAGACGGCUGUCAGCCCUGUGUUUGGCCUUGUUGGGAACAGUGCCAGCCUUCCCUGGCCACAGUGGAUGGUCUCAAGUGUCAGGCUGGGAGGCAUGCAGCAGGACAGGGGUCUGAUUCUCCACUGCGCCAACCCAGAGGCCCAUUGUCCCUCCCCUUUCAGCCCGUCCUCCCCGGGGAGCCUUCCUUUGUCCCCAAUGCCCGUCCCAGGCCUUGCCAGGCUCCCCUUUGCCCUUUUCACCAUAGCAGACGGCCUGGCCCCCAGCACUGCUGGUCCCAGGAUGGGUUCUGCUCUCCAUGACCAGCACCCCGGACGCCCAGAAGGGUGUGCUGUGGACACAGUGAGGAGCCGGUUUCUGGUUGACUGGUUUGGGAGAGGCAAAAGAAUCUUCAGAAUGUUUUCUCCUUAGUUAUCAGUUAUCUGCCACCAAAGCGGUGGGUGCGGGUGUCCACCACCAUCUUGGGCAUCUUCAGGCUAGGUUUGGUUUUCGCUGCUGGCAGAAUGAGGGUUGUCGUGUGCAAGCAGAAUCCCAAAGUGCCAGCCUGCAGUUUUGUUUGCAGCCACCUUAUUAUUUAGACCAGUGCCAAGUAGGCUUUCUGUUGAACCACCUUUGGGCCCCGGUCUCUGAAAGCAUCACCUGCUGGGCUCCCAGGUGAUGAGGGGAGUUUGGGUUGGAUGGACCGUAUCCAGAGGGCAUGUGGGAUGCUCAACAGACACGCACACAAGGAAGCACAUCCCAAGAUUCUGUGUGAAGAGACCCGCCCUGCAAGCCACCUUCAGAAGCUCCUUUGUUCUCUACAAAUUAUGACCAAGGUCCUGCUGAUACCACAGCUGGUGCAGGCACCACCCUCCUGCUUGUUGGGGCCCCUUCCAGGGCAGGAUCCUCUGGGGGUCCCCUGCCCAGGUUGGGGGCUUGCCCCAGGGACACCUGUUGCUCUGGUUUGUAGGUGUCGGGUCCCAGGGCUCUUGUGUAGAGAGAGGGUGGGCUCAGGGACCUGGGAGUAGGCAGCCCGGAGCAUGGUGGCAGGGGAAGGGCCUCGGGCGGGACGCAGGAGCUGAGGUCUUGGCGUGGCCAUGGUCUAGGGCCCCCCUACGGCCUGUACCCUCCUCCGCCUGUGCCCUCCGUCGAGGGACUGGAUUCCAGCCCCAUUUUCUAUUUCCGGAAGUUUACAGGUUGUGGUAUAUCAGCCCAAAGUCAUUGGUGUUGUGUUUUGGAUUUUUUCCUUUGUUUUCAGAUUUUUUUUUAAGCAAAGUAUUUUUUUAGGUGUGAUAACCCAGAAAGGGCCCAUUGGGUGUGUGCGUGUGUCCUGAACCCCUGACAUCGAGAUAGGAGCCUGAGCCCUGAGCCUGGAGAUGAGGGAAGGGUCCCAUUUCCCAUGCAUCAGAGUGGGGCUAUUGGGGUGCAGACCUGCCCCCAGAUGGCAUCUGGCCCAGCUGUGGGGCCAGGUCACUUGCCUUGGGACAGCCCCAGGUCAGCCAAGAUCUUGGCGGGGAACACUUCCAGCCAGUGGGAGGGUCUCAGCAGGGAGGGUUCCCGCUGGGGGUGGGGCUGGAGCUUUGGAAGCUGAGCCCCUGUAAGUGGUGACCUGUCGGGCCCUCGGGAAGACCUGUGGGACAUAAGACAGAGACUGUCGCUGACACCAUCCCCUUCACUUUGUACUCUGUGUGUAUGUCUUGGUUUUCUGUGUUUUAAUAAAUCCUUUGGGAAAGGA